Capsicum annuum is the source of this 2804-nucleotide messenger RNA. Its product is annotated as interactor of constitutive active ROPs 2, chloroplastic. Lineage: Eukaryota; Viridiplantae; Streptophyta; Magnoliopsida; Solanales; Solanaceae. The record is from RefSeq and is a predicted model, not a curated record.
UUUCUGGUAAUGUAAGACUGUUCAUUUAUUGUAUGCAGAAGUACCGUCAGAGAUGUGUUAUUGUUGUACUUAUUGAAGUUUGAAUCUUUAUCUUGUUUUCAUGGGUUUAAUGUAGCUGUAUUUAAUUGGAGCAUUGAUUUUUUCAUGUGGGUUUGGUUUCUUUUUUGAUAAAGUUUCAGUCUUUAAGGAGAUAUUUGUUUGGUUUCACAAUGUGGGAUGAAUUUUUGGUUUCAAAGGCUUUGUCCAUAGACUGUGUUCAGAUGAAACUGCGUUCUUCUUCUUCUGUUGGUUUCUUGCCUGUUUAGAUAUGAAAAUGAAGUGCUUUCAGUUUCUUUAGAUUUGUAUAACUUUACCCAUAGUUGAGCCGAGGAUCUAUCGGAAACAACCUCUCUAUCUUUGAGGUAGAGGUAAGGUCGGCGUACACUCUAACCUUCCUCCCUGGACACCAGUUUGCGGGAUUAUACCGGUAGACUUUUGUACGAAGCUCGUUCAGUUUCUAAUUUCUACAUUUUGCUGCUGAGCGGAAACUGAUAUGCAGACACCAAAAGGAAGGACUGUUUCUGUGGAAGUGCCUCAAAGGACAUCUGCUGCUACACUAAAGACAGCUCGGAAGCUCAAGACGCCAGGGUCAGAUGCUGAUUCUGUUUCAUCUCCAAAUCCUGCAAACAGGACACCUAAAGAUAGGAGUCCAAAAGUUGUUUGUCGCCGGUCACCAAGGAGUCCGGUGAUAGAGAAGAAGCGUCCUGUGAAAGCGUCUGACUUGGAAAUGCAGCUUGCUCAACUCCAAGAUGAGCUAAAGAAGGCAAAGGACCAGCUCAGUUCUUCUGAAUCAUUGAAGAAAAGGGCUCAACAGGAUGCUGAUGAAGCUAAAAAGCAGCUUGCACUGAUGUCAGAAAAGCUUGAGGACUCUAAGAAGCAGCUGCUUGAACUCUCAGAUUCAGAAGAAGCUCGACUACUGGAGUUACGCAAGAUAUCACAGGAUAGAGACCGAGCAUGGCAAUCCGAGCUUGAGGCCAUUCAGAAGCAGCAUGAGCUAGACUCUGCUGCUUUGGCCUCUGCUAUGAGUGAAAUUCAGAAACUUAAAAUUCAGCUGGACCGAGUGGCUGAUUCUGAAGCCGCUCAAGCUCAUCAUGCUGAAUCAGCUUAUGUUGAGAUACAAAGUUUAAGGAUUGAACUUACAAAGACCCUAACAUUGGUUGAGAAACUGAAAAACCAGCUUAAUGAAAGCAAGGAAUCUGAGGCGUAUUCACUUGAAGAAGUGAGCAAAGCUCAAAUGCAACUGGAAGUGGCCCUGAUGACUGAGGAUACUCUACGUUCUGAAGGUCUGAAAGCAAUGGAGGCUUGCAGGACCUUGUCUUUGGAGUUGGAAAAAUCAAAGGACCAAGUAGCUUCAUUGGACGAACUUGUCAGCAAACUGCAGUCUGGUCUAGUAGAAGGAAACAGCGUUAACGUGGAAGCUGAUAAAUUAAAAGUUGAGCUGAGUACUAUCCAAGCUGAGGUAAGUCAACUAAGAGCUGCUUUGGAGAAUUCCGGGAGAAAGUAUCAGGAACAAUACAUCCAGACCACCUUGCAGGUAAGUAGUGCUUAUGAGCUGGUGGAAUGUAUAAAAUCCGAAUCAACUCAAAGGGAGCCUGAAUGGGAGGCAAAACUGCAUGAAGCAAAAUCGGAAGUGGAAGAAUUGAAAGAAAAACUGAUGAGUGUAGAAGCUCAACUUCAAGAUACUUCAGAUGAGAAUAAGGGGCUGAGUCCGCAUGUUGAGCAAAUGCAGUCAGCUGAUAAUAAAGAGUUUGAAUUAGAUGCUCAACUGAAGAGAUCAGAGUCAAUAUUGGGAGAUCUGCAAGCAAAUUUAUCAGACAAAGAGACAGAGUUGCAGAGCCUUAUGGAGGAGAAUGAGCAGUUGAAGUCAGAAAUGAAAAGGAGGAAACUGGAGAGUACAAAAGUUAACGACGAGGCACUUGCCUUACUAGAAGAAGCAAAAAUUGCAGAAAGAGAGGCCCUGAUAAAGUUGGGAGAUUUGACUGAGGAAGCCGAUAAAAGCAGCAGAAAGGUAACUCGUGUCACUGAGGAGUUGAAUGCAGCACAGGCUGCAAACUCGGAGAUUGAAACCGAGCUUAGGAGGUUAAAAGUUCAAUGUGAUCAAUGGAGAAAGGCUGCUGAAGCUGCUGUGUCUAUGCUUUCAACUGGAAAUAACGGGAAAUAUGUUGAGAGAACAGGUUCUUUAGACUACCACACUCUCGGUGGAAAGCUUGGUUCUCCACUGUUGGACGACUUGGAUGAUGACUCGCCAAAGAAGAAGAAUAAUAACAUGUUGAAGAAAAUCGGGUUUUUAUUGAAAAAGGGCCAGAAGUAAAUGAGUUGAUUAACUGAUAUUUUGAAAAGUUGCUAAGCUAAGGAAUCCCGAAAAGAGGAUAUUGUUGAUUUACUAUAUCUAAUGGGAUUCGUUAAAGGGAUGAAGUUACUCUUUUUGAGCAUUACCCUUGGGUUCUCCCUCGAUGUAUGGAACAAAGGAUGAAAGAACUUUGUAGCUAAUUCUCAAGUUCUCCAUCUCUAAGUUACUGCCGAAAGCUCUUAAUGAGCGUAGUUGCUUGAUUGAUAAUGGACUCUUUUUCCCUCUCCCUGCUCCUUUAUUGGUUUGUUUUGAGUUUUUUCUUUAUAUUUGAGCAAAUUUCAAGCAUCCUUUGGGUCCACAACCCCAAGGAAGGAUCGGGAAAGAAGUCUUAAGGCGCGAAGGGCUCUUCCUCAUAGCCUUAUUUGCGUCUUUAAACUUGAUACUGUAUAAAAGAAAAUUUUCUCUUUGGAUCGUU